Messenger RNA from Cajanus cajan (pigeon pea), 751 nucleotides. The record is from RefSeq and is a predicted model, not a curated record. Lineage: Eukaryota; Viridiplantae; Streptophyta; Magnoliopsida; Fabales; Fabaceae.
CUAUCGCGGAGGGGUAGACAGUGAGGGUCGUCCAGUCAUGGUGGUUGUGGGGGCUCACUUUUUGCUUAGAUGUCUUGAUCUGGAGCUAUUUGUGCUUUACGUGGUGAAGGAGUUUGAGCCUAUAAUACAGAAGCCUUAUACUAUUGUAUACUUUCACUCUGCUGCAUCUCUGCAAGUGCAACCGGACCUAGGUUGGAUGAGAAGAUUGCAACAAAUACUUGGAAGGAAGCACCAGCACAAUCUACAUGCAAUAUAUGUCCUUCACCCAACUCUUGGACUAAAAUUGACUGUACUCGCGCUUCAGUUGCUUGUCGACAAUUUGGUUUGGAAGAAAGUGGUAUACGUUGAUAGAUUACUACAGCUCUUCAUACCCCGCGAACAGUUGACCAUCCCAUAUUUCGUCUUUCAGCAUGACUUAGAAGUGAAUGGAGGAAAGGGUCUCAUUGUGGAUCCCAGAACAAAGUAUGUUUAUCACCGACCAUGACAUGAACAUGCCAACUGCAGUUCUAUCAUCAGCUGAUAUAAGAGCAUCACUGUAGUUUCUUCAUUAUUUGCCUAGUCCAUUAUUCUCUCUAGCAAGUGGAAGAGGGUCUAUUUGUGUAUGGAAAGAAUUCAUUUUUGACUUUGUUUUUAUUUUAAAUUUUGAAUAAUUGAUAAGUUUCUCUGUAAGUAAAAUAGUACGAUGUUAUAUUUUUUUCCUCUGUAGUUUGAUGAGUUGUGAAUAUAGUUCAAGGUGAUUUUGAUCUCAGUU